GCCUUCCGGGAAGGGGGCGCGCGGGAGAGGAAGGUCACGACUAGGGACUCUUGUCCCUUGCUGCUCAGGAAAUGUCCUCACUUUCAGAAUAUGCCUUGCGCAUGAGUCGGCUGAGUGCCCGGCUAUUUGGUGAAGUGGCCAGGCCUACUGAUUCCAAAUCCAUGAAGGUGGUGAAACUGUUUAGUGAGCAGCCUUUGGCCAAGAGGAAGGAGACGUAUGACUGGUAUCCAAAUCACAACACUUACUUUGCGCUCAUGGGGACGCUACGUUUUCUUGGCCUCUACAGGGAUGAGCAUCAGGAUUUUAAGGAUGAGCAGAUGCGUCUAAAGAAGCUUCGUGGAAAGGGGAAACCAAGGAAGGGAGAAGGGAAAAGAGCAGCAAAAAAGAAAUAGUGUUGGUCCAUCAGGAGAGAAAACUUCUUCCUCAGCAACUGAGCGCAGAAGAAAGUGUAUUUACUAUCUUUCCCAUAUUGGAGGAGUAUAAGCUUCCUAAAUUGAAGAUUAUUUGGAGGAACACAGUCAUCUCCGUGUUGAAGUCUAAUCCAAUUGACUUGUGCCUGGUUUCUUGGACACAUUCUAAUUCUGCACAAUUAUUUUGGCCUUGGUUUUGUAAUCUGAGGUUUGCCUCAUUCCCUAAAGAAACAAAUGCAUGAAUUACUGUUGAAUGACGUGUCUGGGGUGGGAAUGGGAUGUUGGGGAGUGGAGGGGAAACUCACCGACUGAGCAUCCCGUAGUCUCCUCAUUGCUCCCUUCUUGCUUCCUCAUUUAACCAGCCUUAAACUCUUUCAUCUCUGCCGUUCAGCCACUGCCUCCACCACUGUGCUCACAAACUUUAUGUGCCUUCCACCUACUCCUUUGAGAAUAUCUAAGGUAUAUUUGUGAGAUAAAAGGCUGUACCUGAUAAGAGAAUAUUGAGUACCUGCUGUAUACAAGGUAGUGGGGCCCUGUAACACAGUGGUUGUUAGCAAGAGAAACAGUCCCUACCUCGUGGGACUUUUAAUCCUGGGGGAGAGACUAAUAUUACAUAAUUACAUAAAUACAGACUUCUGUGAGAGUGUCGAUGGAUUGAUCCAGAGAGACAGCAAGAGGCCCAACCUCGUUAGGGAGUUUAAAGAAGGCCUCCCUAACGAGAUGAUAUUUAAGCUGAGGUCUGAAGAAUAAAUUCGAGUUGGGCAGAAGAAAAAUGGUGGGAAAAGUGUUUGAGGCAUAGAGAACACCAUUUGCAAAGGCCUAAGGUAAGAAGAAAUUGUCUUGUUCCAGGAAUUGAAAAAAGACCACUGACUAGUAAGAGUUGACCAUAUGAAAUAGACAGAGGCUAGACCAUGAAGGGCUUUGCAAAUUCUGUGAAAAGGCUUGGACUCAACCAGCCUAACCAGAGAUCAGAGUGUGUAAGAUGUUAUCUAUGAGAGAUGACUGUUGUGUACAUUUGGGUAGCUAGCUGCUCAUUUUGUUGUAUUCUAGCAGUGAGUUUCCAAUGAGGAUGUGAGGGCUUCUCUGAUUUUCUUUUCCAAGAGUUGUUCUAAGAUUUCUAGCACUGGUAAAUUUUUAAGUACUUUUUCUUCUCUUUUUUAUUGUGGUAAAAAAUAUAAAAUUACUGUUUUAACCAUUUUUUUUUCUUUUUGGUGAGGAAGAUUAGCCCUGAACUAACAUCUAUUGCCAAUCCUGCUCUUUUUGCUGAGGAAGAUUGGCCCUGGGCUAACAUCCGUGCCCAUCUUCCUCUACUUUAUAUGGGACGCCACCACAGCAUGGCUUGAUAAGCGGUGCGUCAGUCUGUGCCUGGGAUCCGAACCUGCGAACCCUGGGCCGCCGAAGUGGAGUGCACAAUCUUAACCACUACACUACUGGGCCGGCCCCCCAUCUUAACCACUUCUAAGUGUACAGUAGAGUAGUGUUAACUAUAUGCACAUUGUUAUGCUAAAGUACUUUUUAACACCUGUCUCUGCCUCUCGGGAAAAGAGCAAAGUGCAUAGGCAAGAGUAGGUAUAGCAGCUACUCCAGCUACAGUUUUCUUUCCCUGCAACAUUAGAAUUAUUGGCAAUAACUGCCCUGUGAAUAAUUCCUGAACUAGUAGGAAUCACACUACAUAUGUUUAGAUAAAUGAUAUUUUUAAAGAUACCUAAUCCAGAUGGUAUGGCUAGGGCCUAUAUUACAGUUGAUAAAAAUAAAAAUGACCCAAAGUUGGGUGA
Molecule: messenger RNA, 2185 nt
Organism: Diceros bicornis minor
Lineage: Eukaryota; Metazoa; Chordata; Mammalia; Perissodactyla; Rhinocerotidae
Gene: MRPS33
Product: mitochondrial ribosomal protein S33
Exons: 3
Coding region: 72-392 (106 amino acids)
Cellular component (GO): mitochondrion
Source: RefSeq, a predicted model, not a curated record